AUGGCCAUCUGGGACCGCAAGUCGUCCAUCUCUGCCUCCGAGCAGCAGCAUGGCGUCCAGGACAUGGAGAAAGCUCCCUACCAACUCGAGCAGUACGGCUCGCCCGAAUCUCCCAAAGUCGGUGGCCUCAGCGAGUCCGAAGACCCCAACCACAGCCUUCAUCGCGGCCUGCAAGCACGACAAGUCUCUAUGAUUGCAAUCGGUGGUGCCAUUGGGACUGGACUAAUCAUCGGCACUGGCUCUGCUCUCGCCAACACAGGUCCAGCCUCGAUCCUCAUCUCGUACUCGCUCGUUGGAAUGCUCGUCUACGUCGUCAUGGCCGCUCUGGGAGAGAUGGCGACCUGGCUGCCCGCUGCGGGUGGUUUCGCGGUCUACGCCGAUCGCUGGGUCGAUCCUGCUUUGGGCUUUGCGCUGGGUUACACGUACUGGUUCAAAUACAUCAUCACGACGCCCAAUCAGCUCACUGCGGCGGCUUUGGUCAUACAGUACUGGUUACCGAGAGAGCAGGUCAAUCCAGGAGUGUGGAUUACGGUGUUCCUGGUGGUCAUUAUUGUGAUCAACGUCCUGGGGAUCAAGUACUUUGGUGAGCUGGAGUUCUGGCUCAGUUCUAUCAAAGUCCUUGUUAUCAUUGGUUUGAUCAUCCUGUCGUUAGUCAUUGCCCUUGGUGGAGCGGACGGCGAUCGACGAGGCUUCAGGUACUGGAAUAACCCAGGGUCCUUCAACGAAUACGUUGGAACGGGUGCCACUGGACGCUUCACUGCCGUCUGGCAGAGUAUGGUGACUGCGGUCUUCGCAUAUCUCGGCACUGAGCUCGUUGGUGUAACUGUUGGCGAGGCACAAAACCCUAGGAAGAACAUCCCACGUGCGAUCAAGCUCACGUUCUGGCGUAUUGCCAUCUUCUAUAUCGUUUCUGUUAUCCUCCUGGGCAUGUGCGUGCCAUAUGACAGCGAGGAGUUGGUGUUUGCUACCAAGUCCAGCACUUCCGCUGCUGCUUCUCCGUUCGUUGCUGCUAUUAAGCUCGCAGGGAUUGAUGUCUUGCCUGGCUUCCUUAACGGCUGUAUCCUGAUCUUCGUCUUCAGCGCCGCCAACUCCGACCUCUAUAUCGCUUCUCGUACUCUCCAUGGACUGGCCUUGAAGAAGCACGCCCCAGAGUUCAUCGCCAUCACCAACAAGAGCGGAGUUCCCUACUACGCCCUUGGGAUCUCCGCCGCCAUCUGCUGCCUGGCGUACAUGAACGUCUCGAGUGCAUCGACCACCGUCUUCGGCUAUUUUGUCAACCUUGUCAGCAUCUUCGGUCUCCUAACUUGGAUCUCUAUCCUGGUUUCCCAUAUCUACUUCGUUAAGGCGAGGAGGGCUCAGGGCGUACACGACAAGAGCCAGGAGCUACGCUACAAGUCCCCCUUCGGUCUCUGGGGCAGCUACGUCGCACUCGCCUUCUGCUGUCUCAUUGCCAUCACGAAGAACUUCACCGUCUUCGUGCCGAACCCUGAGACAUACGGAAGCUUCGACUACAAGAACUUCAUCACCGGCUACCUCGGCAUCCCGCUCUACCUCAUCAUGAUCGCGGGCUACAAGCGUAUCAAGAAGACUCACCAGGUCAAACCCCAUGAGGCGGAUCUGUACACCGGCAAGGACGUGAUUGAUAGGGAUGAGCAGGAGUGGGUAGAAAAGGAGGCGGCGGAGAAGCCGGCUGGCAAGAAUGGAAGCUGGCUGUACCGCCAUUCUCUGGGGUAUAUAUUCUAG
Messenger RNA from Zasmidium cellare ATCC 36951, 1743 nucleotides. RefSeq lists its product as uncharacterized. The transcript is spliced from 4 exons. Lineage: Eukaryota; Fungi; Ascomycota; Dothideomycetes; Mycosphaerellales; Mycosphaerellaceae. The coding region runs from base 1 to 1743 and encodes 580 amino acids. Gene Ontology annotation, cellular component: membrane. Gene Ontology annotation, biological process: amino acid transmembrane transport. The record is from RefSeq and is a predicted model, not a curated record. Gene Ontology annotation, molecular function: amino acid transmembrane transporter activity.